Messenger RNA from Archocentrus centrarchus (flier cichlid), 1672 nucleotides. RefSeq lists its product as uncharacterized. Bases 540 to 1379 code for a protein of 279 amino acids. The record is from RefSeq and is a predicted model, not a curated record. Lineage: Eukaryota; Metazoa; Chordata; Actinopteri; Cichliformes; Cichlidae. The transcript has 9 exons.
CAAAAGCAACUGAGGUAAUGUGAACUUGCGGUGGUGAAUUUGAGCAGUUUGCCUGGCAACACUCAGAUUUUAGGUGGGUAAAAGAAAAGCUUGUUUAAAACAUUUCUUCUGAUUGCACCAUGAUCACUUCAUACAUUCAUCUUUCUGUGUUUCAUCAUGAGGCCCCGCGCUCCGGAAACUUCAGCAGGCUUUCACAGGAAGUGGUCUGCAGCAGACUGUCGCAGCAGUCUGCGUCCUACUAUCAGCCAAAAGUACAUCACCAUUGUGUGAAAUAUAAUUAUUUAGUCACCUGGGUUAAAAUUUCAACAUGACUGCCAUUCAGUUCAAAUAAUCGUUGUGUUAAUCAUCCUGCUGCUGUUAAUGUGGAACGCCUCUUGGAAAAACUGUAACUGGUGGUCUCGUGGUUUUGUUCCGUGAUGCUUAAAGAGGUCAGAGUAGCAUCGCCAGGGAGCUGCUCACAUUGUGCGAGAUGCUGGUGAAGAUGCACUCUGCCAGGUGGACUUUCCUUCUCAGCCUGUGCUUCACUUCAGUGUCUUCAAAUGGUGACAUGGAGCCACAGUUCCUCAGGGAAGUUGCUCCAUCUCUUAACUGAAGGGAGUGUUACAUUUGUGGACCCCAGAAAAGGCCGAGUGAAAGUCUUUCCAAACCAGGGCUCAGAGGGAAACUUCUCCAUCAGAAUUGAUGAACUUGAAAAGGACGAUCUAGGAUUUUACAGCUGUGCACAAGGGAAGCACUGUGUUCAAGUGGAGUUGGCUGAAAGAGAUACAAAAGCAGUAAUGUGGCUGCUGAUUUACAUUGGUGCUGGUGUGGCUGCUCUCCUUCUGCUGAGUGUUGGUGGCUGGUACUGCUGCAAGAAAUGCAGAGUUCCCCGUAACAACAAAGAUAACAACAAAACAGAGGGCAGUGUGAACAUUCCCAAUAGUGCAGCUACUCGGGAUCCCAGCGUUCCACCUGUAACAACAAUCAACAUACCUGUAGGCGCACAUCUGCACGUACAACAUGCACCAGGAUCCUACAGUAAUGAUCUUGUUUAUGAAAAUGAUGAACAGCGUCCGGCAAGUGCUGAACCCAGCAGAAACCGCCGUGAUCCACCCGGACAUGUGCGGUAUCUAGACAGCACUCAGCCUCAGCAGCCCAGUCAAAGCAGCAGCGGGAUUUAUCCGAACUUGGAUCAGUUUCGCUUUGAACAGGCGGAAAGUCAGAGAACCAGACAGUGGUUUCCUUUAGAGCUUUUCAGCAGAUUACGGCAAGCAAGUUUCAGCCAGCAUUAUUACGUUAACCAACACGAUCUCCGCAAGCAACAAGCCAUGUCAAAGCAGGCGGAGAAUCAAAAAAGAGCAGCCCAUGGGAAAAAGAAAACCAAAGAUAGUGAGUGCUGACUUCAUCUGUGGGCGAUGAGAUAAUGCUGUAAUACAAAAACCCAAUUUCCAACACAAGCACAGGCCAGCUCAACUGGCUGUAGAGAAUGAAGUUUGAACUUUUUUUACCCCUUUGAGGUGAUCCGCGUCUUAUUGUAUUUGUUUGUAGUGUAACUGCACUGUAUUUCACUGAAGUGUUCAUGUUUAAAGGCUGUUUUAAUAAAGUUCAUCAGUCUCUUCAUAGACAAAUUGACAGCAUGAUGAUGAUACUCAAAAAUGGCUUCUGUGUACAUGUUUAUCUUUAUGCUCAGAGU